Messenger RNA from Elephantulus edwardii (Cape elephant shrew), 1473 nucleotides. RefSeq names its product cytochrome P450 2C18-like. Bases 1 to 1473 code for a protein of 490 amino acids. Gene Ontology annotation, biological process: xenobiotic metabolic process. The record is from RefSeq and is a predicted model, not a curated record. The transcript is spliced from 9 exons. NCBI's taxonomy places the organism in Eukaryota, Metazoa, Chordata, Mammalia, Macroscelidea, Macroscelididae. Gene Ontology annotation, molecular function: heme binding; iron ion binding; oxidoreductase activity, acting on paired donors, with incorporation or reduction of molecular oxygen, reduced flavin or flavoprotein as one donor, and incorporation of one atom of oxygen. Gene Ontology annotation, cellular component: intracellular membrane-bounded organelle; cytoplasm.
AUGGCUCUAGUUCUGGUCCUCGUUCUCUGUGUCUCCUGCUUGUUUCUGUUUUCACUCUGGAAGCAGAAUAAUGGGAAAGGGAAGCUCCCACCUGGCCCCACUCCUCUCCCACUUAUUGGAAAUAGUCUGCAGUUGAAUUUUAAGAAUAUCAGCAAAUCUCUAAAUGAUAUAUCAAAAGUCUAUGGUCCGGUGUUCACACUUUAUUUUGGCAUGACGCCCACAGUGGUGUUGCAUGGAUAUGAAGCACUAAAGGAAGCUUUGAUUGAUCAUGGAGAAGAGUUUGCUGGCAGAGGCUGUUUCCCACUGGGUGAAAAAACCAAUAAAGGACAUGGAAUCCUUUUUAGCAACGGAAAGACAUGGAAGGAAAUGCGGCACUUCUCACUCACAACUCUGCGGAAUUUCGGCAUGGGGAAGAAGAGCAUGGAGGAGUGUAUCCAGCAGGAAGCCCACACUCUGGUGGAGGAGCUCAGAAAAACCAAUGGCUCACCCUGUGAUCCCAUCUUCAUCCUGACCUGUGCUCCCUUCAAUGUAAUCUGCUCCAUCAUUUUCCACCACCAUUUUGAUUAUACGGACAAAGAUUUUCUUAUCUUAAUAGAAAGAUUAAAUGAAAACAUGCAUAUUCUGGGCUCUCCUUGGAUCCAGGUCUGCAACACUUUCCCCAUACUUAUGGACUGCUUGCCAGGGAGUCACAAUAAAUUUAUUGACAAUAUUCUUUACUUCGAUUAUUAUUUUGGGAAGAAAAUAAAAGAACACCAAGAAACCCUAGACAUUAACAAUCCACGGGACUUCAUUGAUUGCUUCCUGAUCAAAAUGGAGCAGGAAAAGCACAAUAAACAAACUGAAUUUACCAUUGAAAACUUGAUAGUGAUGAUAAGCGACAUAUUUGGAGCUGGAACAGAGACAACAAGUACCACCCUGAGAUACGGACUCUUGAUCCUGAUGAAGCACCCUGAGGUCACAGCUAAAGUCCAAGAAGAGAUUGACUGUGUGAUUGGCAGACACAGAAGCCCCAGUAUGCAGGACAGAGUCAACAUGCCUUACAUGGAUGCUGUGGUACAUGAGAUCCAGAGAUACAGUGACCUCACACCUACCAGUUUGCCCCAUUCGGUGACUUGUGAUGUCAGAUUCAGAAACUACCUCCUCCCCAAGGGUACAAGCAUAUUAGCAUCAAUGACUUCUGCUCACCAUGAUAAUAAAGAAUUCCCCAACCCAGAAACAUUUGACCCUGGUCACUUUCUGGAUGAGCGUGGCAACUUUAAGAAGAGUGAUUACUUCAUGGCUUUCUCAGCAGGAAAACGAAAUUGUGUGGGAGAAGGUCUGGCCCGCAUGGAGCUGUUUUUAUUCCUGACCACCAUUUUACAGAGAUUUACCUUGAAGCCUCUGGUUAACCCAGAAGACAUUGACAUUACCCCAGUUAACCGUGGAGUUUCAUCUGUGCCACCCUCCUUCCAGGUCUGCUUCAUUCCUAUCUAA